AUGUCUCCGGCUCCCACAUCUACUCCUUCUACAUGGACACCCAGCAUGAAAUACCUACCAGGUCGAGACCGCACCCACAAUCAUGAGCGGACUCUACUGGAGCAGUACGCAGACGAGUCGAUUGUUACCUUCUGGCGAACUUUCAAAGGCAAGCCGGCAAAUUACAACCAUGACAUUGACGUUGCUACCACGGUCAAGAUCUCCAAUGCCAUCGACCUUGUCGAUGCCAACCCCCAUGUACUUAGCCAGGUGAUCUGGGGUCUUACCCAUCCUAAUGACGUACACCAUGGUGUUCAAGACAUCGUUAGUAAUCAGGCUUUAAUCGACAUUCUUCUUAUCCGCCACUUCAAAAUGCACGGCGGUCUGGUACUGCCACCACUUGCAGGCGCACGCGGUGUACAGGAUUUUUUCGAGAAGUUGGCUGAGAAGGAGAAAGCCGAGGGCAAGAAAUGGGCUGAGGGAAACAGGACGAUGAUGCGCUACCCCAACUGGCGCGACACCAAGGACGCCAGUGUGGCGGAGAGGGGCGGUACGAGUGCGGGUGCUGCCAGGGGCAGGGGAUACGGCAAGGGCAGGGGAGGCAUGGGUGGGGGCUAUUAG
This is a messenger RNA of Pyrenophora tritici-repentis Pt-1C-BFP, 600 nucleotides long. RefSeq lists its product as uncharacterized. NCBI's taxonomy places the organism in Eukaryota, Fungi, Ascomycota, Dothideomycetes, Pleosporales, Pleosporaceae. The record is from RefSeq and is a predicted model, not a curated record.